Messenger RNA from Nymphaea colorata (pocket water lily), 1677 nucleotides. RefSeq lists its product as uncharacterized. NCBI's taxonomy places the organism in Eukaryota, Viridiplantae, Streptophyta, Magnoliopsida, Nymphaeales, Nymphaeaceae. The record is from RefSeq and is a predicted model, not a curated record. The coding region runs from base 1 to 1677 and encodes 558 amino acids. The transcript is spliced from 5 exons.
AUGGAGCACUCCUGGUUGGAUGGGCCAGUGCAAACCGCGCAGAAAGAGUGGCAAGAGGAGCACCUAUGGUCUAGCGCGACCGUGCUAUUCAUCCAAAAGCCAUUAGGACAGGUCAGGAUGCAGACUGCGUUGUGGAGCGCAGUUUAUGUUGCAGGGCUGGCAGGUAAAGGAGCUAUUGACUGCGUAUUGCCCGUAGGGACAAGUAGUAACGCAGUAGGUGGUACCGUAGGAAAGGUAGUAGUAAGUGUUCGUGGUUGCAUCGAUCCUGCAGGAGUAACACUGGAUGGUGGAGGGACCGAAGCAGAGAGCGCAGGCAGGAUUGCAGGCAACGCAGGUAUUGUUGGAGCUCUAUCCGUACAUUCCGUUGGGACAGUUGACCAGGCACUAAUUGGAAAAGUAGUAGUAGAGGAUGCCCGAGACGUUCUUGCACUUCUGACAGGUGGUGGCAGUCUGGUUGCAGAGCACGCAGGAGGGAUUGCAGGGCUGGCAGGAGUGGUCGCUGAGGACCUAGAACUAGCCGCCUAUGCAAUCUGCCUGGCAGGUAUUGGGAUAGCCUGCCCUGACGUACUGGCCGAUGGGGCAAGUGGUCGUGCAGAUGGAGUUGCCGAUAGUGAGGUAGUAGACGGUGGUCGAGGAGUUAACAGGGUCGGUGUAGUUGCGGCAGGCCUGGCAUUCGAAGAGAGUGGGCCCGGUGCAGAUGAGACAGCCGACGUUGCAGGGUAUGCAGGUAUUGUUGCUGAUCUCCUGGUACAUGCUGAUGGAACAGGACUGCAGACACUUGUUGUUUUCGAGGAAGAGGUUUAUUCCGGUGGCAGUGUGGCUGCAGGUGAGGCAGUAGGUGGAAGUUCCCACGCAGGUGUGGCAGUUGGGAUCGCAUGGGUAGCAACUGUUAGCAGGAAUAUUGCUGUACUGACCAUCAGGACAGAAAGUGGCGCAGGCGUUCAAGGUGCAAUUGGUGGAGGUGAUGCUGCAGGUGAGACAGCUGGGAUCACAGUAGGCGCAGGCAUUUGUAAGGAAAGCAUUGAUGAAUUGGCCGUUGGGACAAGAUUGGCUGCAUGUGGUUGCAGCCAUCACCUUGUAAUAGAUCUCUAUGGUGCCACUAUUGUUGUAAUCUCUGCAGACUGUGAGGAGGCAGCUCGAGCCGAAGAGGUAGAGGUUGGCUCCGAUGCUGGAGAAGCCGCAGGUGAGGCAGAAGGACGAGGUGGAGAUACAGGUGAGGCAGUUGGCGUUGCAGAGCAUGCACUUAAAGCUGGUGGAGUUGGCGUACUGGCCAUUCGGACAGGUCUAGUUGCACGUGUUAGUCCCGUAGAUCAGGUAGUAGUUGGUGGAGAGGCUGGAGACGGUGCAGGAGUAGCAGUUGGUGAGAGCUCCGCCGAAGCAGGUGAGGCACCCAUCGGCACAGUUGGUGCACUGGUUGUUGGAAAGCUUGCCGAACUGGUUGGAGGGACAGGCAACGGUGCAGGUGGAGCCGCUCAGGAAGUAGGCAAUUCCAUUCACGUUUUGGCACGAUUGGCAAGUGGUGUAGGAUGUGCAAGUUGCGCACGCAGAUACACAGGUAGUGCAGACAUUUCCGACACUAUUCGCGAAUUCGCCACUGUUGCAGCCACUGAGGCAAGUGGUAAGACCGAUUUGCAAAUAGUAGCUGGAACUGCAAACUGUACAGGCUGUGUUGCCUGA